This is a messenger RNA of Etheostoma spectabile (orangethroat darter), 2076 nucleotides long. It is a transcript of the gene paqr5b, whose product is annotated as progestin and adipoQ receptor family member Vb. The record is from RefSeq and is a predicted model, not a curated record. Lineage: Eukaryota; Metazoa; Chordata; Actinopteri; Perciformes; Percidae. The transcript is spliced from 8 exons. Gene Ontology annotation, cellular component: membrane. Gene Ontology annotation, molecular function: signaling receptor activity. The coding region runs from base 201 to 1283 and encodes 360 amino acids.
CUCCACCUCCAGAGAGACAGUAGCAGGAGGAGUGGCACAGGUAUACUGGAUAUUCUGGCUGGGUUUGAAGAGGGAGGAGAUGACGGGGAGAAACCUUGAGGGCAGCAUAGCAACACAAACCUUAUAAAGAAGGAAGCGCACCCUCACCAGCGGCCUCAGUUCAGCUCUCCUCCUGAACAGCAGCAGCAGCAGCAGCAGCCAUGCUCAGCCUCAUCAGGUUACCACGAGUCUUCACCAUCAAUCAAGUGCCCAAAGUUUUCCAUGAGGACAGCAUAAUCUCUGGCUACCGACACCCCCGCAGCUCCGCCACUGACUGCAUCCUGAGCCUCUUCCAGCUGACCAAUGAGACGCUCAACAUCUGGACUCACUUUUUGCCCACCUGGUACUUCCUAUGGAAAGUAGUGACGGUGGUGCUGAUGCAGACAGCGUGGCAGGACUCCCUCAUCUGGCCUCUUGUGAUCUUCCUGCUCACCUGCUGCAUUUACCCGCUGGCGUCGAGCUGUGCUCACACCUUCAGCAGCAUGUCGACAAGGGCACGCCACAUCUGCUUCUUCUUUGACUAUGGAGCCCUCAGUCUCUACAGCCUGGGGUCAGCAAUCGUUUAUUCAGCUUAUGUUUUCCCGGACAAGUGGGUGAACAGCUUCUUCCAUCAGUGCUACGUCCCCAUCGCUGUGCUCAACACUGUGAUCUGCACCGCCGUGGCCUGCUACUCCAGGCUUGGAUUACCAUUUCUGCAAUAUAAUUAUGACAUCGUAAAGAGAAUCCCUGAGAGCCAGGGUCCAAAGUUCAGCAAAUGUCUCCGUGUUGUUGCCUUUGCCUACCCCUACCUGUUUGACAACAUUCCUCUGUUCUACAGGGUGUUUCUGUGUGAAGGAGAGGGCUGUACAGACAAUGACACCAACAUCCUCCACUACAACCACAUCGCCUUGGCUCUCCUCACAGGCUUUCUGUUUGCCACACAUUUACCAGAGCGCCUGGCCCCUGGCAGCUUCGACUAUAUAGGUCACAGCCAUCAACUCUUCCAUGUGUGCGGCAUCCUCGGCACCCACUUCCAGAUGAAGGCCAUGGAACAGGACAUGGUAACACGGCGCACUUGGCUCCUGGAACACUCCAUUCCCAUUAGCUUUGCCAACUCAGUGGGUGCAGCGCUGCUUUGUGUGGUGGUAAAUUUGAUUAUCAUCAUCCUCUACAGUCUACCUCUCCUCUCUGCUCCAGUCCAUCAAGAAAAGAAACACGAUAAAGGUCCAAGGAAAGCCUCAGCCAACGUCUGCCCCUGCUAUUAAACCUCUGGCUUUAAGUCACAGCUGAGAGGUUCCGGCUGGUUAUGAGACAUAUGGACAAUAUGGAGUGCAAUAUGGGUGAUUUUGAAGAACACAGCUAUGAGGAACUGACAUCAUCAUAACUUGCGGUCGGCAUUAGACUCAUGGUGGAAAACGGCCUUCAGACAACACUGGGGUUACUGAUGUUACGUGUAGGUGAACUGAAAACAAGGGUGAAAGUUGCACAAGCAUAAAAUGGAAAUAUAACAAAUUGGUUGCCAUAAUAUGUAAGUAAUCUAAAUGUUUCUGAGGAAACUGUUUCCUACAAAAAGCUACAAAUGUAGCAUGUUAGCUACAUUAUGAGUGCAAUGCUGUUAAUGUGUAUGAAAUACUUUUUUUUUUGCUCUAUUCUCGGAUUCCCACACGUGGGUUGAGAAGACACUGUCAGGGAACACACAUUUUUAACAUUGAAAAUGCUAGUUACACUGUCAAUUUCAAAUUGUAGUGCUGCAUUUAGACACUGACCGGACCUCUUCAUAUUUGUAAUGCUUGUACACAGCCUAUUGGAUGGUACUGUCAUGUACAACAGAGACAAAAAAGACAAGGAAAGUUAUGAUAAGGGAAAGAAAAUGUUUUGCUCUUGUAUAAUGCAUGAUUACAGACUAAAUGUUUUCAGGUGUGUUAUUUCCCUCACAUGAUUACUGUUUCUGUCCCUGUGCCCUGUGAGACAUGCCACAUUGUUCUUUUGAUACAAAACUGAAAGUAUUUAUGUGCAUUUUUAUUUAUUAUGAUUUUUAAAUAAACUUAACCCAACCUG